This is a messenger RNA of Macrosteles quadrilineatus (aster leafhopper), 10945 nucleotides long. RefSeq names its product mucin-2-like. The record is from RefSeq and is a predicted model, not a curated record. The transcript has 7 exons. Bases 22 to 9141 code for a protein of 3039 amino acids. Lineage: Eukaryota; Metazoa; Arthropoda; Insecta; Hemiptera; Cicadellidae.
GGGGAUAGGGGUUUUAAUAAUAUGGCGUCGCAGUCGGACCCUGCUGGAAUGAAAUUUGUUAAUGUGGCGUCCUUACUAACUGUGUUACAAGGAAGUCCAAUUCACGCCGCUUGCAUGAGAUUGGAAACAGCCAUAAAUGACAAGAAAAAGAUAUAUAUAGACAAAGUUGGUGCGUUGAUGUCCGUACUGGAAAAUGUCUUGACUGGGUAUUUGUCCAACACAACGCCUGAGCAAAUCGUGCUACUGUUUGAAUACUUUCACAGACAUACCCUGUACCUGAUAUUACAUGGAGAUUGGGGCAAGCAUAAUGCUGCUAGGAAGCACAUGACAGUCAUAUUCAACAGGUUUGAGAAUAUAGCAAAACGAAAAAACUUGCUCCAAGUUGCAGCGAGUAUAAGAUGUCUUGUAAAUCUGCUCUCAAACCCAUGGACGAAUCCCACCAUCACCAAGAUAAUGAAUGGUGAACCAUGCUCUGACGAAGAAGUAUUAAAACUGAUAAAAGCAGAGAUGGGGAUAGUUCUGAUUGUCCGCUUAGAGAUAAUGGCUGAGGCACGAUGCAAUGCUCAAGCACUUGCUCUCAUCGAAGUGUGUCUGGAUUGUGUCGCACGACCAGACAACAGUCAGUACUUUGAGCAGUAUUCGGAUGAAAUCAUCUUCAUUAGAGACAUCUAUCUUAUUCUUCUCGUUAGAGCCAAGAACAACACCAAGGUUCUCAAUGAGGUGAACAAGAUGUGUUUAAGUGAAGGAUUGAAGUUAGUUCGUCGUUGUUCAAAGGAAGAAAGAGUUGUACGCCUGCGUAAAAGCUAUAAAAAAAUGGCCGACAUAGUGGCAAAUAUUGUUUUGGCAUCUGCUAUGAUCAAACCUGUGGUGGAUGAAGAAGCACUUCGCGACUUGAUCCAAGAAUGGUACAACCUCUACCCUAAUACACAAGUUUUGUUGGGACUCCUGAGGAAGAUGAUUGGCAAUGCUGUUUCUUCUAAACACAUCUACCUCCUCGGCGAGAUAUUUGUUGAAAAGUAUGGUCAGUUCGAGAAGGCUUUUUGCAUUGAGUUGUAUAUUCGAGCUCUCACUGUCAACCUAAAUGAGCUUGAAAAGUACAAAUCAAACAGCGAGCAAGAAAAAGUCAAAGAGUCUGAAGUUCAGUUAUCACAUGGAUUUUUGUUGUUGGCUGAUUAUCUGAGAGAUGACAUUUUGACUUGUCGUGAAUGUAUUUUGACCGCUUUCUCUCUGAAUCCAACAACAUGUUGCUACCAAAGGAUCAAUGACCUAGCAGUGGCUAGUGGCAAAGUAAGCAGUGAAAUCGACGACAAUUGUGAAAACAACCAGUCGUCAAUAAACUGCAAAAAAAGUUCUCUAGAAAAUCAUGAUCCUGGAAUGAAAAUAGACACAGGCCAGCCAAAUGAAACCGAGUCGUUGAAUCACGAGGCUGAAACAAGAGAAAAGCAAACAAAGAUAGUGGAAACUGACUCAAUUGCUGACGGUGGGAAGACUGAGGAAUCAACUUCGCCAAUACACAUUUCUGAUGCACAAAAAAUGGGUAUAUCCCAAAGACUGUAUGACGACUUAACAACAGUUAUUGGAAGUGCUCGAUACCAAGUUCUAAACUGGCACCUUGAUUGGUCAGAACUAAGCUCCAGAUGUGAUUCUUACAUCAUUUCAGAAAAAGAACAUAGAAGUACAGAAAAAGAACUCAAAUAUCUCAAUAUCGACUACAACCAAUUCAAGGAUUGGCCAAGAGACAAAAUGUAUGAUACUGGAAUUGAAAAAGGGUUUGAAGGGUUUGUUGAAACAGACUCAGAAGAAGAAUUAACGGAUACAUCAUCUGACCCUCCUAAAACAAAACAGUCAAAGCGUAAUCUGGAGGAGGAUUCUUUGGAUUCCAUGGAAAACCCGAUGGAAAAACCAGUUAAGACCAUAAAAACUUCACUUAACACUAAUUUAAAUGAUGAAUUUCUCCCCAAAUCCACAAAGAAACAAGAAAGAAGUAAGAGGAAAGCUUUAGCUUUAGUUUACGAUAGUGAUGCAGCUGUUCAAGAUGUACAAUCAAGUUAUUUAAAUGAAAACGUUGAAUCUAAAUUAGCCAAGAACAAUGCUAGAAAAAACAAAAUUCAGAAAAAUGUUCAAAAAACCCGUUCUUUGUUAAAGAAAAACAAAUCAGGGUUUGAAACGAUAUCCACCCCAGUUGUACAUUUUCCUCAAUAUGGUCCUCCAGAUUUAUUAGACAUUGUCAGUAUUGAAGAAGAUGCCACUAGAGUAAGUGUUUCUCCUUUGAUAUCAACUGAAGAAUAUUUGUCACUGUGUAAAAAGAGCAAAGAAACAAGUAAGAAUCAAGAAAUGACUUCAAACAAGACAACAGAUUAUUCUGUUCGGAAACACAACACAGUUCAAACAGUUAAAAAUAACAAUCUUAAUGCUGAUAUUUCCAAGGCAAAACAAAGCUAUACUUUGGCAGAUGGUGCAAGAAAAAUCUUUUCUCCAUUAAUACAACUAGACGACUGUAUUUCACCAUUAAAAAUAAACAAUGAAGCUCACAGGAUCCUUGAAACCACUUCUAACAUGCCUCAAGAUAAUCCAACAAUUAAUAACUCUACUCAAACUGGGGAUCAAAAAAUAAUCACUGCAACAAAAGAAAAACCAAACUACUGUAUAGCAGAGAAUGACUUGACCAUUAACUCUACAUUGUCUCCAUUUAGCAGUCCAUCUAAGUCGAGUGACCCUACAGUAUUAAAAUCUCUACGAAUGUACCGUUCAAAGAAAACCGGCCCAGAUAGUGGGAAUGGGUCUCCUGAAAAACCACAAGAAAGAUGCAGUAGAUUUUCACCUAUGUUAAGCACAGUCGACCUACACCCCCGAAUUCUAAGCAGAUCAAAAAAGAGUGGUAACCCUGAAGUCAUAAAUAUUGAUGUUAAUUCAAAAAGUUGUAAAACAGAAAUCAUUAGUCUUGAUGAUAGCGAACCCGAAAUAAUUGAUCUAGUGAUUUCUGAUGAUGAAGAAGAAGAUUGCAGGAAAUGUGUUAUGAAUUCAAUAAAUUCAUCCUCAUUCCCAACUAAAGUUCCCCAUGAAAUUACUAACAAAAUGAAAUUGACUUUUGACAGUGUUUUGAAAUCAAAAUCGGCCAAUAGAAAAAGUGCAUUCUCAAAACCUAAUUCAAUCAACGAUCUCGCUCGAAAUCUUGGUUUGAAAUCAGUGGAUAUGAUAAGGCCAGCAACCACAGAAACUACAGUUCAGGUCGUCCAGUUGUCUAGUUCUGUUCGGUCCUUGGUUACAUCUAACAGUAACACAAAUCCCAACACGACUAUUGUACAAUCUGUUGCACAGCAAACAUCAUCAUCGUUGGGUCAAGUAUCGAGUACUAACUCAACCUCAAAUAUAGCAACAAUAAUUUAUACAAUGCCCCAACAAUCAACCUCGGUGUCAUUUCCUGCAAUUUCUAACAGUACAUUAGUGUCCAACUCAAACAUCUUGUACACUAUGCCUCCUCAAUCUUCUACUGCCACUCAAGUAAGGAGCACAACAUCAUUGACUAGUGACACUUCUUCGAAACCGACAGUAACUAACAGUACGAUUGGUCCUAGUCGAAUCCUGAGUUCUACGGGGUCUCAAGCAAGCAUCAACAAUGCUCCAUUAACUUUUACAUCUAUGAGUACGCCCGUUAGACACUUUUACAGUUCAGCAAGGCAAAUAUUUCCUCAGAAUCAAGCAAUUUAUGGAGCUAGACAAAGUCCAGAUAGAAAUUUACUGAGCCCAGUUCUCACCAACCAGCCAUCUUCGAUGAACAUUCGCAGAAAUACUCCUUCACCCCGUGAAACAGUGGUAGCCAACACUGAAACUACAAAUGUACCGAUAAAUGUAAUUAGGGUAGAACGAAUUUCACUUGUUCCAUCUUCUGAGUCGAAUCAGCCAAUGCCGAACCUGUCUCCAAUCAAAAGUUCUACCAAUUCCAGACCACAAGCAAGUUGUGUUAGUAGACAACAGUUAUUCAUGCGUAAUACUGUAGCCAGAGUAACCACUAACACAUCAACCCAGUCUCACCCUGUUGUAACAUCAUCUAGAGGACAAACAACUCUUCCUUCAACCAUUACAACUUCAACUCUUACCACCAGUAGAAGUAUGCCAGUUACUGCUCACAUCCAGCGAGUGGGAUACCCACCAGAGACUUCACAUAGUAGUGCUGGAGUACAAUUAAAAUACAUUUUUAAGGAGGGAGUGUUGAGCACAACAAAUGAAAAGCAAAUAGAAGAAAGUGAAGCCGAUUCAAAUAGUGUCGCGAUGGUUUUGAGUUCAGAACAAAUCCAACAGUUGUUACCAAAAUCCACGUUGCAAGAAAAAACAAGUGAUCAGGAAGAUAAUCGCAACCAAGGAGCCAGUUUACCAAAAUUCCAACAAGCUUUUGGAAGAACUAUGUAUCAAAACCCCUCAGCCUCUGGAGGUAGUACCUCAAAUAGUGAUACACCUGCACUGAAUUUUGUUCAACAAAUUCAACCUUCAAAUUCUAACUCUGAUACAACUUCUUCGAUUUGCACUGUACUAUCCAAAGCAGUGCAAACCACAACUAAGGAAUCAGAAGUGGUUAAUAAAGGUUUUCUUCAGUCCAACAAUAUAAAUGAACAUUCAAAUCAGCGCAAAUUGACAUUAACUGGUAGUACUUCAACAUCUACAACUGUUCAGACUGUUGCUGUAAGUACAGCUACAACUCCAAUUGAAACUCAACAGACACCAUCAAAUUCACAAACUAAAAUAAGAUCUAAUGAAAGAUCUACUCUUCUACAACAGACUCCAGUUAAAAUUUUAACACUGGCUGGAACAAAUUUACUCCAAGGUAAAUCAGUUGCGAUUCUGAAAACAGCUGUGUCUCAAGAAAAACUUAAUCAAGCUCAAGUAAAAUAUGAAGGUGAUAGUAGGUCGAAGGAAACAGUAAUUCGCAGCAAUAUGACCAAUAUGAGUGCUUUGUUAGCUGCUGCUUUACAACAACAGCCCCAAUUAAGACAGGUUACCUCUGGAAUUAAUAACCCAGGAGUAUCAACACAAGUUCACUUGAAAACCUCUCAAGAUGUUGAGAAGAAGAAACUAGAACAAAUUAAUUCCAAAAGUCAGCCUCAAAAGAGUAUCCGCAAAAUACCUAUACAGAAUCAAUCCACGUCGAGAUAUAAACCACUUUUGCAAGUAUCAAAUGCAGGAGGUAAUCAAAAUGUGUCCUCCUCUACUCCUGUAGUGACUAUACCUAUAAGAACAGUUUUAGCUACGGGCCAACAAAAUUCAACUUCUACUCGUCUCAGCACUGAAAGAGUUGAAGUCAGAUCAGAAAAUUUAGUGAGCCCUUCUCCUCCUGACGAUCCAUCAGGAAGCUCCUUAUUAGACCAACAGUUGAAAGAGUUUGAAUCAGUGUUCAAUAAAGUUAAAAAGACAUCACAGAUGAAAGAAAGAACAAACUCUACCACCGUUCAAAUUCAACCCCAUUUGAGUCUUGGACAGCAGAUACUUCUUACUCAGCCUUCGAGUUCAUCAAAUGUAGAAUUUACUAGUACAAGUACAAAUCAAACAGCCCUCUUUCAGUCAACCUCUACAAGUACAAUACAUGACCUCCAAGGUGAAAGAGUUAGUUUAACAUUUAUCAGUCAGCCAGCUACAGGUGCUACAAACACUUUGAUUCCUGGAGCAAGUCAAAAAAUCACUUCUGCCACUCCAGUAGUAGUUGUUCAAAGUUGUAGUAAACCUGUAACAUCUCCUGCCCUCAGUGUAACAUCUCAAAGUUCUUCCAGUCCAGCGCCCCCUUCUACCCCUGGCAGCUCAUCAGGAAAGAUAAGCACAACUGCUAUUGUGAAACAAAACAAGUCCAACAAGGCAAAAACUGCCACCAAAACAGCUCCUACGACUACUUUGAAAGUAUCAACACUGCCAAAACCACAACAGAAACCCCAAGAGGAUGAACAAACGACUCAGAGAAUAUACGCUAUUCUAGAUAAGUAUGCUGAACAGUUGCGUAAUUCUCCUGAACUCAAGAACAAACCAGCGCCAAGAAGAAGAUCUAAUCCUCCUACAAAUCCUAACCAAAAUUCAAAAAGGAAGAAGUCAACCCAAACAAAAUCUAAAUUACCUUCUCAACAAGCUUCAUGUUCUUCUUCUGCAAUGGAAAUGAGCCCUGGAUCUGAGGAUAUGAGAACUAUUGGAAGUGAAGAUAGCUCUAACGGAGUAAGCCAACUUUCUCAAACCCUUAAUUCACCCCAAAGUAGGCAAGACGACCCCUCAACUCCCACCGGAGAUGUUUCUUCAGAAACAUCAGAAUCCUUGGAUUCUCGGGACACACGUAUACAAUCAAGGGUUGUUUUAGCAGAAACAUCAACUGGUCAAAGUAGGACAGUUAUAGUUCAAGACAAUGUGCCUACUCAAGUACUCAAUGUAGAUGCAUCAAAGCUUCUUCCCGGUAAGCCAGUAGUUGUUGCAUCUCAAGCUAUUGUACCCCAACUAGUUUUACCCACUAAUGUAGGAGGUGUACAAAAAAUGCAACUAUUUCCAGUACCUGCAGACGGACGACAGUUUGUUACAAAGUUUGUCACAAAACUUCCUAAGGCGUACAGAGUCCAUCAACUGACUGUGCCAAGAGGUGCUCCAUCCCUUCUCGCUCCAGGUGCAGUUGUUCGAAUACCACGUCCCUCAUCAGCUGUAAAACAAGUAAAACUACCUGUCAGCGGAAUAACAACACAAAACCUGAGCAACGUGUUAACACCUGGGAGCCACACUUUCACUGUAACUCACGAUACAGGCAUAGACAUAAAUUUAGAUAAUGCCAUUUUGUUAAAUUCAACACCGCAACAGUCAAUAAGUUUUGUGCACCGUAGUGUUCCUUCGUCGUCCUACCAAAGUCAAGAUAGUCCAGUUGGAACUACUGCUACUGUAACUAGUUCUCCCUCCAUCCAGAAUACUACAGUGGCCUAUUCUACAGCAGAUGUAAAUGUGGGGUUUAUAAAACAUGAAUCUGGAAAUACUUUACCAAUAUGCUCCCAAAUGAAUGUAAUACCAGCAUCGUCAUCUCAGGAGACAAAACCCACAACAUCCAAUGUAACCUGUAUCACUCUGGAUGAUGAUAUUGAAUAUUCCUCUACUGAUCGUAGAUCUACAGAUGUGUCAUCUUUGGUGAUCACUCAAGCAAGUGGUGAGAACAAAUUGUGGAGAACUUCAGACUCUAGUAAACAAUUAGCCUCUGUCAAGAAAAGGGAUACAGGAGAUUUUGCAGGAUUUCAACCUACCAAAGCUGCAUUGGGACACAGGAGUUCGAGCACUUCAAGCUUUUUGACGGAGCAAGAUCACUGUCUUGACAGCAAAAAAAUGACAGAGAAGGACGUAAACAUGGAGAACAACCAUGACUUGGAAGUGAAGCCUGAGCGAGUGAUGCAGGAACCAGAGCUUUGUGACGAGAGUGUAUCUAGUGACAGUGCAGGAAGUGGCAGAGUCAAGAUCAAAACUGAAGAGAAAUCUCACUUGAUUCCGGAGUCUAGUCAAGAUGCAGGCUCUCCUUGGCCAUACAACGUUACCAAGAUCGAGUGCAUUGUCAAGUCUGAUUCCCCCAAUACCUCGGUGAAACAAGGUGAUCCAGGUAACCAGUCAUUAACACUUGCUCAUUCACAGGUGAAUGUAUAUAAAAAGAAAUCCAACAACUCUGAAAAUACAAUUUAUCAAAUGGCUUUCAAGAGAAGUGACAGGAGCAAAAUCUCUAAAGAGCAGGUAGCUGCUUUGGAGAGAAAUAUUCAGUUGCAAAAGAGUUUGUCCGAAGAAUGUGAGGACUUGGGAGUCGAAGAACCGAGCACUAAUGAUUUAUUUCCUGAAGCUGAACUAUUGCUAGAUCCGGAUCACUCUAGCCACGAUAGUCAGUUAGAUUUACCCUGUGAAACAUUUUCACAGACGCUGAAUUCAUCAUCGAGUAGUGAUUCACGAGCAAUGAGUCCUAUGUUCCCAGUCACCAAACGACCGAUGACUUACAAGGGCUCUCAGAAAUCUCAAUCACUCAUAAAUAAAAGUAACAGGUUCACUCCAAUAUUCAAUCCUAAUUAUCAAUUUACCGAAGAAAGUACUAGUGGUACUGUGUCUAGUACAAGACUUGAUAGUCCUGACAACCAAAUCAUCAGUUACAAAUUUCACAAAGGACAAACUAAACUCGGAUCUAAUUCUGACAGUAAUUCCCCAUUAAUGACAAAAUCUCAUAGUCUUAAGGGUAAUGAUAGCCCUGUUGUAUUGUUACAAAAAAUUAGAGACCAGCAUAAGUCAAGUUCUUCAGGGACAAGCACUCCUGUAAAUGGAGGGGAAUCCAUGGCUUCUCCCAACAACGACGAAUUGCCAAACAGUUACACUUCAGAAGAGACCCAAUGUACACAAAAAACAAGUGAUGAUAAUUGUAAAGAUACAGAAGUGGAGACCGCCACUGACUCAGAUUCUAACACAGAUGUAGUUAAUGUCUCUGCCAGUCAAGACAAUAAGAGUUCUUUCAUACCCAUCCCCAAUCCUGCAGCAUCAUCGCCUUUUACCUACGGAGGUAAUAGGAGUAAUCUAAAAAUGUCGAGCAGAAAGGUUCAUGUAAAACAUGAAAUUUGGAAAAGUAUUUUGAGAGGAAACGAUGGAAAAGAAGAUGUGGAUUCCGAUAUGUCAGAUCCUGAUCAAGUUAGAAUCAGUGACAAACGGAGUACUUCGACUGAUGAAGAUCUUCAGUCUGAGGGAGAAACUCGAGCUAAAAACGGUUUAGGACCUGAAAGUGACGAAACACAAUCAACUAGUGACAGAAACACAAGAUCGGCGAAGAAAAGGAAAAGAGGCGGCCCAUCAGUGAAACAUACAACAUCUAAAAGUAAAGUGCCAAAAAGAGUUGAUUCCGAGAGUGUGGACGAAGUAAUUCCCGAUCUAGCUACUCCAUCAAAUAUGUGUAAGAAUGCAGCAUCCCAUCACGACAGCUCCAGCAGGAGAUCAUCCUUGCGUGGACAUAUAAAAAAAAAUUGCCCAUGUUGUAAUGGGUCUACUGAGCGGCAAACCAAAUCACCCCAGAAGUCAAUAACUUUGUCAUGUCCAUCACCAUCUACCAUAGUCUUUACGCUGGGAAAGAAGAAAUCCAGCAGUAAAAGUACAGUGAAGACCAGUCAUAUCACUAAAAAGAGAUAGUCAUAUUUUCUGUCAUGUCCCAGACUAUUGUAAUUAUGUACAUUUGUGUAAGAUUGGAAAGUAGGGUAUUGAUUCUGUGCGUAAGAAAAUAUAUGUUUUUUUGUACUUUGUUUAUUUCAAUGAUCUAAUAUUAUUGUAAGAAGGUAUAACCAACAAUACUUAUUGACUAAGUGUAAAAUUUUGUACAUUGUUUGCGAUGUAUUUUUAUUAACUUGGUACGAUACCAAAGAUCUCUCUAUACCUUGUGCAAAAUGAGCAUAGAGGUAUUAUCUUAGUAUUAGAAUAGAAAAUAUUGUUUGUGUUAAUAAUAAAAUAUUUAAAUAUUGUCUAGUAGUUGCUGAAAAUUUGUAGCGAGGUAGGUUUAUUAUUUGAAGUUUUGUUAAAUCUCUACUAUUAUUUUAGAUACAACUAAGGAUAAAAAAUAUUUUUUCUACUUUCAAAAUAGUAUUUUGGUUAUACUGAAUUAUUUGAACAGCGUCAGUUUCUCAAAUAAAUGUGUGUACUUACUAAUCUCAUAGAACCGCACAAUUACGUGGACUUGGGACUCAAUCUUACCAAUUGCUGUGCCAUGGUAUUGUCAAUAUUUUUGCUUUGGUUUGCUGGUUGGAGGUAAAUAUGUGACGUGUUAUUCUAAAAUCAUUACAAUUUUAAAUUUUUACUAGACAAAGUAAAGCGUAUUAAGUUUUUUGACAAAAAUUUGAUUACCAUCAUCUGUCAUAGCACAGUCGCUAAGUCUAUACAAGUAGCCCAGUAUUAACCCUCAGUGUAUUUUGUGACAGAUUCAGAUGAUUAUUAACAAAUGCAAAUAAAAAUACGUUCUUUAAAAAUAUCCAUUGGUUAUUUAAGAUAAGAUUUUUACUAAGGGCAAAAAUAUUAUACUUCUCUAGCAUUUUCAAAUACAGGUUUCUGAAUAAAUCAGAAAUAUGUUCAGAGGUGCUUGCUGUUCAGCAAGCAAGAGAAACAAUUAUAGAUAACAUAUUUUUGAAGUUCCUUAAGAAAGAGUUAUUAAGCUAGAAGUCGGGACCGUUGAAUUGUUUUGUAACCAGUGAGUGUCAGCUUAAAAGACUGUGAUAGAGUUUGCAUCCCAAGUCCACAGUCCAGGAAAUAUUAAAUAACUGGUGUAUUAUGUACCAGCAUAAAGUAUAUAGUAACAUGAGAAUAAGGCAGGCUCUGAGGUAAAAAAUUUAAUAUUUUAAUUUUAAAGUGCAAUAGUUACAAAUACUAAAAGUGGAGAUAAGGUAACAUUGAGUUGAGUACGAUAGCUGGAACUAUGUACCUAUUUACAUUUAUUCUACCUAUUUCUUUAUUCGUCUAUCAAUUUUAAUUUGUUUCUUUAACUUCCUUUAUUUAUUUCCUUUAUUUGCAUUUUGUGUUACUAGGAUUAUGUUAUUAAGUAAAAUUUACUAGAAGUACAUCUAUUAGCAGUUUACUUUAUCUUAUUACAAGUCGAACAACUACUUUGUCUGUCCUUUAGUUAUAAGCUCUUGUUGAAUGACUUAUGUUUUGCUUUCUAAAAGCAACAUUUUUUCAAGAUUACAACUUUUUUUACAGUUAUUAUACAAAAAAGUGUUGAUGGAUAGAUAGUAUUAUAUAUUUUGAAAUACAUUGUGUAUUAUAAGUAUGUAUUACUAAAUUACAUUCCAGAGAGUAAAUUGUGUUUCUGAAUCACGUUGAACGGAGAUUUGUUUAUUCAAAAUACAUUACAGGUAGGCCUUAUACAACUAUUUACUGUUCAUUAUAAACUUUUUUUGCGUGGCGCCAUUAUAUUUUUGUUUGUGCUGGAAUAAAUAUAUUUGUUACUUCA